AUGAGUCCUUGGAAUGCAACAUUGCUUUUAGUUAAAAAGAAAGCAAACGCAAGUAAGAGAGAAAAGUUCAGAAUAGUAAUUGAUUUCAGAGCACUUGACGAAGUAGCUCGAAAUGAAUAUCACCCACUUACAAAUGUAACAGAAAUCCUUGAUCAGUUAGGUCAAUGUCAGUUAUUUAGCGUUAUAGAUUUAGCAUUGGAAUUUUACAAAAUACUUUUGGCAGGCUCAUCACGUGAGUUAACGGCAUUUUCUACUAAUUACAGAUAUAUAUUUUUUUAAACGAAUGGCAGUGGGAAUGAAAACUUCACUCGCCACUUUCCAAAGACUUAUGAAUAAUGUAUUAGCAAAAAUAAUAGGUAUUACAUGCUUAGUGUAUUUAGACGACAUAAUCGUUUACAGGAAAAAUUUAAUCGACCAUAAUAAUAAAUUACGCGAAGUAUUCAAAAGAUUAAGAAAUAAUAAUUUAAAAAUCCAACCCGAUAAAUGUGAAUUUUUAAAAAGAGAAUGUGUGUACUUAGGAUACAUAUAACUGAACACUGAAUAAAACCCGAUACAAAAAAGAUAAAACCCGUUUUAGAAUUUCUGGUACUCAAAAAUGUAAAAGGAAUUAAAUCAUUUUUAGGUUUGUCAGGGUAUUAUCGAAAGUUCAUAGAAUCGUAUAGCACAAUCGCAAAACCGAUAACAAAUUUAUUAAAAAAGGACAUAAAAUUUGAAUGGAGCAAAACUUGUCAGAAACCUUUCUUUAAAUUAAAUAAUGUUUUAUGUUCAGAACAUAUAUUAAAAUAUCUAGAUUUUAAAAGACCGUUUAUAUUAACAAUAAACGCGAGUAAUAAGGUGCUAGGAAUAAUAUUAUCUCAGGAAGAAGUAGCAAAAGAGUUACCUUUAGCUUACGCGUCAAGGACUUUAAAUAAAAGCGAAAAUAAUUAUAGUACAACGGAAUAA
This is a messenger RNA of Cinara cedri, 942 nucleotides long. The record is from the annotation of a GenBank genome assembly. NCBI's taxonomy places the organism in Eukaryota, Metazoa, Arthropoda, Insecta, Hemiptera, Aphididae.